This is a messenger RNA of Urocitellus parryii (Arctic ground squirrel), 1794 nucleotides long. It is a transcript of the gene Pus3, whose product is annotated as pseudouridine synthase 3. Gene Ontology annotation, cellular component: cytoplasm; nucleus. NCBI's taxonomy places the organism in Eukaryota, Metazoa, Chordata, Mammalia, Rodentia, Sciuridae. Gene Ontology annotation, molecular function: pseudouridine synthase activity; RNA binding. Gene Ontology annotation, biological process: tRNA pseudouridine synthesis; mRNA pseudouridine synthesis. The record is from RefSeq and is a predicted model, not a curated record.
CGACGGCCGGAAGUACUAUUUGUUUAUUCCUGGGGUCGUCAUAUCAUGGCUGAAAAUGACACAGAUAGAAACCAGAUUGAGAAACUCCUACAAAGAGUACAAGAAUUGGAGCAGGAGGUGCAAAGACUUAAGAAAGAACAGGACAACAUUAAAGACUCAACUAUUAAAGAAGAUUCUUCAGGAUCUGGAAAAGCUAAGCGUGCAUUUGACUUCAGUGCUCAUGGCAAAAGACAUGUGGCCCUAAGAAUAGCUUAUUUGGGCUGGGGAUACCAGGGCUUUGCUAGUCAGGAAAACACAAACAAUACCAUUGAAGAGAAAUUAUUUGAGGCUUUAACCAAGACUCGACUAGUAGAAAGCAGACAGACUUCCAACUAUCACCGGUGUGGGCGAACAGACAAAGGAGUUAGUGCCUUUGGACAGGUGAUUUCUCUUGACCUACGUUCUCGGUUUCUAAGGGCCAGUGAUUCAGAGGACCUUAAUUUAAAAGAUGAAGCCAAUGAUGCUGCGAAAGAGAUCCAUUACACCCACAUUCUCAAUCGGGUGCUUCCUCCAGACAUCCGUGUACUGGCCUGGGCCCCUGUGGAACCUAGUUUCAGUGCCAGGUUUAGCUGUCUUGAGCGGACUUACCGCUAUUUUUUCCCUCGUGCUGAUUUAGAUAUUUUAACAAUGAAUUUCGCAGCUCAGAAGUAUGUUGGCACCCAUGAUUUCAGGAAUUUGUGUAAAAUGGAUGUAGCCAAUGGAGUUAUUAAUUUUCAGAGGACGAUUCUGUCUGCUCAAGUACAGCUAGUAAGCCAAAGUAUGGGUGAGGAGAGAUGGCAAGAACCUUUCCAGUUAUGUCAAUUUGAAGUGAUUGGCCAGGCAUUCCUUUAUCAUCAAGUCCGCUGUAUGAUGGCUAUCCUUUUUCUGAUUGGCCAAGGAUUGGAGAAGCCAGAGAUUAUUGAUGAAUUGCUGAACAUAGAGAGAAAUCCCCAGAAACCUCAAUAUAGUAUGGCUGUAGAAUUUCCUCUAGUCUUAUACGACUGUAAGUUUGAAAAUAUCACGUGGAUCUAUGAUCAGGAGGUUCAGGAGUACAAUGUUACUCACCUGCAACAACUGUGGGCUAAUCAUGCUGUGAAAACUCAGAUAUUAUAUAGUAUGCUACAAGGACUGGACUCUGUUGUAUUACCCUAUGGGAUGGGACCAAAGAUGGAUGGAGCAAUAGAGUGGAGAAACAUUAAGCCCUCUAUCAUAAAGCAGACCAGUGCCUUUGUAGAAGGAGUGAAAAUGCGCACAUAUAGACCCCUCAUGGACCGUCCUAAAUGCCAAGGUUUGGAAUCCCGGAUCCAGCAUUUUGUACGCAGAGGACGCAUUGAACACCCACAUUUAUUCCAUAAAGAAACAAAAGCCAAAAGGGACUGUAAUGACACACUAGAGGAAGAGACUACUGUUUUAGAGAAACCAACCAAAAGGGUCUGUGUAGAUGCAGAAAUUAAAAGCAUCAUUUAAUCAUAGAUAACUUGCUAGGACCUAGGAAGCGACAACCAGCUAGUGGUAGGCAGUAGAAAUGAAAUUUAAAGGAAAAAAAAAAAAUUCAAGAAGUCUUAGUAGUUCUGAUUAUCAGCUUUUUUAGGGGUAGGGGGCGAAAAAAAGAAAGGAAGUUCUGGCUUAAACAGGAAAAAGUUCAGAGGCUAUCAUCCCUGUCCAAAAGGAUUAAGAGAUGAAAGAAGCAAAACUCAUUUGUAGCUAGGCAUGGUGGCACAUACUUGUACACCCAGGAGGAGGCUGAGGCAGAAGGACUGCAAGUUUGAGGCCAGC